Molecule: messenger RNA, 2400 nt
Organism: Engraulis encrasicolus (European anchovy)
Lineage: Eukaryota; Metazoa; Chordata; Actinopteri; Clupeiformes; Engraulidae
Gene: foxl1
Product: forkhead box L1
Exons: 1
Coding region: 229-1464 (411 amino acids)
Biological process (GO): regulation of transcription by RNA polymerase II; anatomical structure morphogenesis; cell differentiation
Molecular function (GO): DNA-binding transcription factor activity, RNA polymerase II-specific; RNA polymerase II cis-regulatory region sequence-specific DNA binding
Source: RefSeq, a predicted model, not a curated record
AUGAAAUUUUAAUUAAUGUGGGUGGGCUGGGAACACGGCGAGUGUUUAUCAUAGACAAUUUAUUUUCCAGAGCUAAGUCAACAUAAAACAGCAAACGUACAACAAUUAUUGAACAUUUUAGACUCAUGAGGACCGAACGCCGCGGCAGUCUUUGUAGAGGCAGCUCUUGAUGCGGGCGCUCUGCCUUCUGGAGUCGCGUGCUGGAAGAAGUGAGCCUGAAUAGUAGUAAUGAGCUUGUACCACAGUCGAGUGCCCCAACUUGGCGUGCCCUCCUCGGCUCUCUCCCUCUCCAACUCAUCCCUGAUUUAUGUGUACGGCAGCGAAGGCGGUGGGCUCCUUCCAACUUUGGGCUUCGCCUCAACGCGCCAGGAGCCUCCGCAGAAGCCACCGUACAGCUACAUAGCGCUCAUCGCUAUGGCCAUCAAGAACGCCCCGGAGAAGCGCGCCACGCUCAGCGGCAUCUAUCAGUUCAUCAUGGACCGCUUUCCGUUUUACCAUGACAACAAGCAGGGCUGGCAAAACUCUAUCCGCCACAACCUCUCGCUGAACGACUGCUUCAUCAAGGUUCCCCGGGAGAAGGGGCGCCCGGGCAAGGGCAGCUACUGGACCUUGGAUACCAAGUGUCUUGACAUGUUCGAAAACGGGAACUACAGGAGGAGAAAGAGGAAAUCCAAGGGCCAGGACUGCGGGGACGCCAAACCUGGUCACAAGAGAAGUAAAGCCCCCUUGCCUCAACAGCACUGCGUUCCCAAAUCCAGCACUUGUGCUCAGGCUGUACGGGAGGACUCACCUCGCGUGGAGAGGACAUCCAGAGACGCUGUGAGUGAGCAGAAAACCAUUCCUCAGGGCACCCACCGGCAACCAGCGGCAGAGGACACUAAGCCAGUCCUCGGUGACUUUAACAGGGUACACAUCCAACACAGCUCGCCGGUUCAGUGUCCAGAUUUUAGCGCGCAGAGCAAAAUCCACCCCGCGCCUCCUUCGCAGGAGUGGUAUCCCGCUGCAGCGAAUCCGAGCGCCAAGCCUGUUUUACAGGCGAAUACGUGGGAGGACUCGGUACGCGUGUGCGCUCCAACAGUCCACACAGGCGCAAUGGACAGCAGAAAACCCAGGCCAGCCGACGGUAAGACAGACCCAAGCGCUUCAUUGGACUCAAGGAGGUGCGCACUUUUUUCCGGAGUAGAAUCUAAGCCGUUCGCUCCUUCAGCCAGUCCCAGCAAAAGUACGGACAAAUCAAACGGUUUCAGCAUAGACGACAUAUUAGCCAAGCGAGCCACGCCGAGCCAGCGCAGGUGUAGUUUCGGGGCUUCUGUUGCGCCUUGCGUCGAGGCGCGCAGCCACGCGCUGUCAUCCUCCGUGCUUCUCGGAGCGCGUGCCCCCCGUUUGUAUUCCAUGGGGUUCCCUCUCUGCUCCUACCUGUCUCUCACGUGUCCUGAAAAAGUCCUCCACCUCGGCGGGGUCUGACCUGACACCAUGAAACAGUCUCAACAGAGAAACUUUCCCAAAGCAGCUCACCCCACAAGAAACCCCUUUGGAGUAUUCUGGACUUGUUUUGUUUUGCCAUUAACUUUGCCAUUUUUCUUCCUCAGAAUUUACAGGGAAGCAUUUUUAGCCUUAAAAUAGGCCUACAUCUUAAUUUGAAAUGUGUUUGAAAGACAAAUGUAUGAUGUGGUUGUUGGUUGUCUUGUCAUAACAGAUUCAGAGGUGAAACUCUUCAGGUGGUGACUGCCCUAGUACUCUGGGUGUUCUGAAUUGCCACAGCGACUUGGAAUUCAAAAACACAGAAUGACACAAAAAAUAAUGUGGUGUAUACAGAGCCACCCUUCUUUUCUCAUCCCUGCUAUUCCAUCUAAAUGGAAAAAAAACACUCCAGACACUGCCAUGCCAAGGGUUUCUUCUUGAAGCUUCUAUUUGGAGCGCAUGGUUACCAUAGUUGGUGCCACUAUCAUCCUUGGAUAAAGCAAAUAAAUGUGUGAGGUUCCUUUGAGAACCAUUUUAGGACACAUGUGUCAUGGGCGGCGGAAAGUCAAUUCCUUUUAAAGUGUUUUAAUGAGCACUCAGAUGAGGUUGGGUGCGGAGCGGCAUGUUAUAUAAUUGCAUUAUAAAAUAAUACAUCAGGAGUUUCAUGUAUAGACAGGGAGAUGGACAUUUUUCAGUGUUCACUUUGUGAGCUGGUGGGCCAAGCACAAAGGUCAUAGCUUGAAUUUGUGUCUGACAAGUUUUUUUGAGACUACUUAAUCUUAAACAAAUAACUUUUUAAAACCUCAUUAGAGAAUUGACAUGUUUAUUUGCAUUGUAAAUACAAUUGACAAAUGAAUACUUACCGUUUCAGUGUUAAUGUGUGCAAUUAAAUGUUUAUUUGAUGAGUGCGUUGGAUAUUUUUUCACAUAUUAAUAAAAA